Messenger RNA from Polypterus senegalus (gray bichir), 1632 nucleotides. It is a transcript of the gene etfa, whose product is annotated as electron transfer flavoprotein subunit alpha. The transcript has 12 exons. Gene Ontology annotation, molecular function: flavin adenine dinucleotide binding; electron transfer activity. NCBI's taxonomy places the organism in Eukaryota, Metazoa, Chordata, Cladistia, Polypteriformes, Polypteridae. The coding region runs from base 95 to 1099 and encodes 334 amino acids. The record is from RefSeq and is a predicted model, not a curated record. Gene Ontology annotation, cellular component: mitochondrion.
GUUUCUUCUCGCGACACCUCCGAAAGUGCCCCUUGUAUGCUGAGGUAGUGUGCGAAUAUAUAAGGCAUAACGUACAUAAGGCAUAACGUACAGAAUGUAUAAAGUAUUAAGUAAGCAUAAUAUCCGCUGUACGUCUCUCUUUCUGCAGAGACUCCAGAGUACAUUGGUUGUUGCAGAGCACAAUAAUGAAAAACUUACACCAAUAACUUUAAAUACCAUAACUGCAGCUAAACAACUUGGUGGGGAAGUGUUUUGCUUGGUUGCUGGCACAAAUUGCAGUAAGGUUGCAGAAGAAGUAUGCAAAAUACAAGGUGUUCAAAAAGUCCUGGUUGCGCAGCAUGACGCAUACAAAGGAUUUUUACCAGAGGAGCUGAGUCCAUUGAUACUGGCUUCACAGAAACAGUUUAACUUCACCCAUAUCUGUGCUGGAGCUUCUGCCUUUGGAAAGAGUAUAUUACCAAGACUUGCUGCCAAGCUUGAUGUAGCUCCUGUGUCUGAUGUUACUGAGAUCAAAUCACCUGAUACUUUUGUUAGACCAAUCUAUGCUGGAAAUGCACUCUGCACAGUGAAAUGUAAAUCAAAAGUUAAAGUCUUCACUGUACGAGGAACAUCUUUUGAGGCUUCACCCACAAGUGGAGGCAAUGGAUCUACAGAAACAGUUACUACUGAUUCUGCUGUUGGCCUAUCAGAAUGGCUUGAACAGAACCUGACUAAAAGCGAUCGUCCAGAGUUAACCAGUGCAAAAGUUGUAGUAUCUGGUGGAAGAGGACUGAAGAGUGGUGAAAACUUUAAACUACUAUAUGAUCUUGCUGACCAAUUGCAAGCUGCAGUUGGAGCUUCAAGAGCAGCUGUUGAUGCAGGAUUUGUCCCAAAUGAUAUGCAGGUUGGGCAGACUGGCAAGAUUGUGGCACCUGAACUUUACAUUGCCGUGGGGAUUUCUGGUGCAAUUCAGCAUCUUGCAGGAAUGAAGGACAGCAAAACAAUUGUUGCGAUUAAUAAGGACCCCGAAGCCCCUAUUUUUCAGGUAGCUGACUAUGGACUUGUUGCUGACUUGUUUAAGGUCGUUCCUGAAAUGACUGAGCAGUUAAAGAAGAAAUAAUGUAUUCACAGAAAACGAUCAUGUAUAAAGAAGCAAACCUCUCAGGACUGAUCUAGGUGUUGUGCUCUUAAUCCUGCCUCUCUUCAGUGACAUUCAGUAGUAUUCAGAUUCCAUAUUCAUUUUGAUCUGUUGGUGUGUUUUACAAGUAGUUUGGUCACACAGCUCCAGAGAAUCCGUGUAAGACCUAAGUGGCCUGAGGCCUGAAAUCUCAAUGCAGUUUUGUGUUUUCAUUGAUUUUUGGAGAACACUUAACAUAGCUUCUUUAUUGUCAUAUGUAAUGGGACUAAAAUUGUGGAAAUCUUUGACUUCAAUAAAUUAAUUAUAAUCUUUAUUAUCCCCUAACUUGUUAAACCAUGAUGCACAGAGUUCCUUACACAAUAAAGACCACAUACUUUUAAAUUACAAUCAAAUGUUUUGCUUAGCUUAAUAAACCUUGACUACAGUAUUAUUGUAGUGUGUUUCACAGUAUGAAUGAGUGAAGGUAUAUUAAUUAUAUUAAAAUGGGCAUUUCUGAAAUAAACAGGAAAAGUAAA